AUGGAAUGCCAGGGAAGCCACGCAAGGCUCAACUCUCACAUCCGCGUUGGCGAUGCUGCAGGCUCUGACUUGCAGUACACCAACUGCCCCAAGUUAUCUGGCUCCGUCAAUCCCAAGUGCAAAGCGGCAUCGACACUUUUUCACCUUACACCUGGCUCAAGCGCUAAUCUAGAGAAUGCGUGGAACUGGGUUGCUGAUCAUGACCUUGAUAGAAAAAACAGAGAUCAGGUCGAUGUCUAUGUCGCCCGAGGCAUGUUGAUCGAAAGCGAUCUAGCCUACCUUAGUGGUACAGCUUCAGAGCACUGUGUCUUUUAUCAGUAUCAGCUUUCCAAAGCCAGUAAAAUUCUCAUGGGCAUGAUACAGACUGAGACGCCUUAUUAUCAGCCAACUCCCCAAGCACCUAAGCCCUUUGAAGCAAGCGUUGGUCUCUUCGCCAACGAUCCUACUUUCAAGGAAUGCAAGGACGACCGCUGCCGCAUGUCGUUGGCGGUCCGCAUUCUGGAUUCUACUGCCGUCUACAUCCUAGGAACUGGUCUAUAUAGCUGGUUCUAUAACUACAAACAAGGGUGUGUCAAAACACAAAACUGCCAGACGAAAGGAUUUGAGGUUGAGGAGAGCUAUGAUCUCUGGGUCUAUAACCUAUGCACCAAAGCCAUUAUUGAAAUGGUGUCUCCUCGAAAUAGCACCCCUACAUAUGCUCGCGAUAACGUCAAUGGCUUUCUGUCGUCUAUUCUUGCAUGGCUACAAGGUUCGAAGGAGGUAGCAGGGAAAAGAGCGUUUCCACGUUUCCUCAUCCACCAGCCCGAUGAUGUUAUUGAGUUUGAUGUUCCGGAAAACUGCCAGACAGCCCUCACACAACGUGUCUUGUGUGACUGGGACGUGUCGGACUUCACCCAACCAAAGUAUCGAGGGUCGCUCGAAAGCAAAAGUAAGACCGACUUGAUAUGUGAUGCAGGCUGUGGGGAGAGUUUGCGUAGCUGGUUCAAUACCGUGGAGCUGGCCUGUCGGGGAUACACACUUGGUGGCGCUGUUCCCAUGCUCUGGGCUGGUUAUAUGUGGGCAGGUUACAACGAGACAUGCCUGAAGGAUAGUUCUGGACAGUACUGCAAUGGUAUGGCAUCCCUGAUAUAUCUACGUUUUGCCUCUCACUAA
Molecule: messenger RNA, 1152 nt
Organism: Fusarium sp. VM40
Lineage: Eukaryota; Fungi; Ascomycota; Sordariomycetes; Hypocreales; Nectriaceae
Source: the annotation of a GenBank genome assembly